AUGAAAGAAAAAGUCUUCGAGCAGCUUGAGAAAUAUUUCUUUAAUCUUCAGUAUGAAGACUAUGAUAAACCUGACCAAAAACUCAUUCAGCUUCUAUCCUUGGAAACUGAAGAAUGCGAAGAACUAUAUCAAAAAGAGCCACAACUUUUUGAUCAAUACUUUAAAGUAGCUAAAGCAAAUGAACCUGAUACCGAAUCAGAACAGGAAGACAAUCCUAACAUAAACGCUGUCAAGUUCGAAUACUCAGAUAGCAACGAAGAAAUGGAAGCAGAAUCUUCAUAUAUGGCCGCAAACAGAGGCGAGAGAAAGAAGAAAAAGAACUAUGAGUUCAAAAUGCCUGUCCAUAAUGGUAUUCCAAAUAGUGGUAAAGGACCCAAUACGAUCAAUGUCCUCAAUAUUGAUUAUGAAUUUGGAAAUGCAAAAAAUGUUCUCCUACUUUUAGAACACAAGACUGAUGGAAUUGUGCAAAAAUUCCUUAGAAAUAAUAAUUGGAAUGAAGAAUUACAUGGAUUAGACCUUUUUGAUAAUCUUAUAAAUGUCAUUUACACUACCUUCUUAGGACUAGAUUAUGUCUCCAAUAAAGACUUCACUAUAAAUAAGAAAGUCGACAUAGCAAGAGUCUCAAUGACAAAACUCCAGUUACAUGAUAUUUGUCUCCUUGACAAAUACACAUGUAGAUAUGAAUCAUAUCUUUAUGAUAUUCCACAGAGAUGUGAAUAUUCACAAUGGAUAUCUGCUUAUCUUAUGAAAAUACCAAUCAUUGGAGAAAUCUGUACUGAAAGAUGGAAAAAAGAAGCCAUUGGAGAAAUUCAGCAAACCAGUCUUUCUUAUGCAACAAAAAUUGCAAAAGAAGAAAUUGACAGAAUAUGUCAAGACAGGUAUAAACAACAAAAGCUUAAAACUAUAAGCAAGGAUUGUUGUAACAUUCUGUCUGAUUUCAAAGAUUUUGAUAUCGGAAGAAAAACUUAUACUAAGAAAAAGUAUAAAGAUAAAAACAAAAAGAAAUACAAAUCUUUUUGGAAGAAGAAAAAGAGAAGAUUUUCUCCAGGAAAAUACUUCAAAAAAUCUUCAAAAGAAACACCUAAAAAGAAUACUUCCUGCCCACAAGGAAAGAAAAAAUGCAGGUGUUGGAUUUGCAACGAAGAAGGACACUACGCUAAUGAAUGUCCAAAUAGGAAAAAGUACCCUGACAAGGUCAAAGUAUUACAAGCCGCUAAUAACGGAGGCUAUGAAGCUCUUGAAGAAGAAUACGACGGUAUACAACGUGUUUUCAUUCUACAUGUUGAUACUAAUUCCUCGUCAUCCUCAGAAGAAGAUGAAACAACUACUGAUGACUCAGAAUAG
This is a messenger RNA of Lactuca virosa, 1344 nucleotides long. NCBI's taxonomy places the organism in Eukaryota, Viridiplantae, Streptophyta, Magnoliopsida, Asterales, Asteraceae. The record is from the annotation of a GenBank genome assembly.